This is a messenger RNA of Funneliformis mosseae, 1029 nucleotides long. The record is from the annotation of a GenBank genome assembly. NCBI's taxonomy places the organism in Eukaryota, Fungi, Glomeromycota, Glomeromycetes, Glomerales, Glomeraceae.
AUGCCCAAGGUUCAGAACAUCCUUCAUCGGAUGACAUUACCCUUCCCGCCAAAUAUAAGCGUUGAUGAGUUGUUGGAAAAAUCUCGAAACAAUAAUUCCCAACCUGGAAAGGUACCAAACUGUUUUCUAAUCUAUAGGUUGGUUUGGGUGGAACAAAUAAAAAGAGUUGGAAUAAAGUUAGAUUUGUCAGAAAUUUCUAGCUUUGUCGGACAUAAAUGGAAAUGUGAACGGAAAGAGGUAACAGAUUAUUAUAGGAAAUUAUCUUCCGACGCCAAAACGAAAUUUCGAACAAAUUCCAAACCACGAUUUAUAUUUCAUAACAAAUGUGAGUUGAAUAACGCCGAGCAACCUCAAGAUGAUGCUUCUACAGAUUCACUUCAAACGCCAGAAGGUGCUUCGCCUGGUGCGAGUUAUUUUCACUUUCCCAUGGAUAUUAACCACUCCUUUUCCGAUCAGGAUCCCACCAUGGAUUACUUUGCGGGUCUGACAAAUGGAAUGUCAUUUGAAGCGGAUCCUUCCAUGCAUCAAGGUUGCAGCCUUAAGGAGAGCAUCAAUGAGAUGCUGCGGUUAAUUUUCGCCAUCACUCCGGAAACCUAUAGUAAAUUACAUAAUAGGGAAGGUGUAAUCACUUCUGAAGAAUUGGAGAGAAUUAAAUUUGUUCUUGAAUAUAAUCGAUCGAUGAUCUCUGAACAAUCAAAAAGUUCAUCCAAAUGUACCUUGCUUAAUCACAUGUCUGCAAUUAAAGCGAGGAUGAAUCAAUUGGAAUACGCCACCUCCGAUGCUUUCAUUGACAUUAAAAAUAAUUUUAAUGAUUCUCAAAUGAGUUUUGGAUUUGAUCCAACCAGAGAAAUGUAUGAGUCAACUCCGCAGGACUUGGCUUUCAAUGCCGAAGGAAACGUUGACAGAUUUACACAAUCUGAAGUUUUGCAUCAACAAGCGUUAUUUACGCCAACUCCUUCCGAACACUUUGACUUUACGGACUCUCAAUUUAAUCAUAAUUAUCCCUUAUUACUUAGAAGAUCGAUUUAG